Messenger RNA from Capronia epimyces CBS 606.96, 3624 nucleotides. RefSeq names its product structural maintenance-chromosome 3 (chondroitin sulfate proteoglycan 6). Gene Ontology annotation, cellular component: chromosome. Lineage: Eukaryota; Fungi; Ascomycota; Eurotiomycetes; Chaetothyriales; Herpotrichiellaceae. Gene Ontology annotation, molecular function: double-stranded DNA binding; ATP binding; ATP hydrolysis activity. The coding region runs from base 1 to 3624 and encodes 1207 amino acids. The record is from RefSeq and is a predicted model, not a curated record. Gene Ontology annotation, biological process: mitotic sister chromatid cohesion. The transcript has 4 exons.
AUGCACAUCAAGCAGAUAAGCAUCCAAGGCUUCAAGAGCUACAAAAACCAGACCGUGGUCAAUCCCUUCUCGCCCAAACUUAACGUCAUUGUCGGUCGCAAUGGCUCUGGAAAGAGCAACUUCUUCGCCGCGAUUCGCUUCGUCCUCAGCGAUGCCUACUCGCAGAUGGGCCGCGAGGACAGACAACAACUCAUCCACGAAGGGACGGGGUCGGCCGUGAUGUCAGCGUAUGUCGAGAUAGUGUUCGACAACGCAGACGGUCGGUUUCCCACCGGAAAUGACGAGCUGAUACUGCGUCGGACCAUUGGCCUGAAAAAGGACGAGUACUCGCUUGACCGCAAGAAUGCAACGAAGCAGGAUGUUAUGCAGUUGCUGGAGAACGCCGGCUUUUCGCGUGCAAACCCAUACUACAUCGUGCCUCAAGGUCGCAUCACCCGUCUGACGAAUAUGAAGGACUCAGAACGUCUCGAUGUCUUGAAAAGCGUAGCCGGGACACAACAGUUCGUUAUAAAGAAAGAAGAGUCUCUCAAGAUCAUGAGCGAGACCAACAGCAAGCUGGCUGCCAUUGACCAGACCUUUGAGCAGAUCAAUGACCGACUUGCCGAACUCGAAGAAGAGCAGGAGGAACUACGGGACUUUCAAGAAAAGGACCGCGAGAAACGGGCAUUGGAAUAUACCAUUUUUCAGCGCGAACAAGAGGAAAUUAACAAGGCGCUUGCAGAUUUGGACGACAGAAGAGCGGGAGGCAUCGACGACGCAGACGAGAAUCGUGAGCGCUACGCCCAGUUUGAGGACGAGAUGGCCAGGAUCACUCAGCAGAUGCAAUUGCUGAACCAGCAAAUCCACACUGCGCGACUCGAAAAGCAACAAUUAGAGGACGAAAAGCGCGAGAAGGCCAAAGCACGAGCACAGGUCGAACUAGAGGAGAAAGACCUCGCGCAAGGGCAAGCUGCAGCAAACCGUGCGAAGGAGACCCAUGAUCGAGAGUUAAAACAAGUCCGAUCACAGAUCAAAGAGAUCGAACAGGAGCUGCGCACCAUCAUCCCCCAGUUCGAAGCAGCGUGCGUCAAAGAGCAAUCCGUCAAAGCCCGUCUGGACGACGCGGUCGCUACUCAACGACGUAUAUAUGGCAAGCAGGGGCGGAAUGCACGAUUCAAGUCGAAGAAAGACCGGGACAACUGGCUACAGGCGCAAAUCAGCGAAGCCUUUGAAUCCUUGUCUCGUUUCAAAGCCACACGCAUGCAGACGACGGAGGGCAUCGUGGAGGAUCAGAAGUUGAUCGACAGUCUCGAAAAGGAGAUUGAGAGUUUGCACCAGCAACUGACAGGCUCAGAUGAUUCACUUGACAAGGAGAUCCAGGCGGCCAAUGAGCGGAAGGAGAAUCUUAUGGAUGAGCGAAAGAUGCUGUGGCGCAGAGAGGCCCAGCUGGACUCCGAAUACUCAACGGCCCAAGAUGAUCUGCGAAGGGCAGAACGAAGCCUGUCGCACAUGAUGGACGGGAACACCAGCCGCGGCCUAGAUGCUGUACGGCGCAUAAAGCAGCAGCACCAGCUCGACGGCUGCUACGGUACUCUGGCCGAACUGAUUGAUGUCCCCCAGCAUCAUACUGCGGUGGAGGUCACCGCUGGAGCCUCGUUAUUUCACUAUGUCGUGGACAAUGAUGACACUGCCACUCGAGUUAUGGAGAUCUUGAACCGCGAGCACGCUGGCCGUAUCACCUUCAUGCCGCUAAACCGGCUCAAACCCAAAACAGCCAAUUUCCCAAACGCGCAGGAUGCAAGGCCGCUGAUGUCGCUGAUCAAGUACGACCCAAAAUUCGAGAAAGCUGUGCAGCAAGUGUUUGGCAAGGCAAUCAUUGCUCAGAAUCUCAGCGUUGCAGCGCAGUACGCCAGAACCCAUGGCCUGACCGCCGUAACACCCGAGGGUGAUCGGUCCGAUAAGAAGGGCGCAUUGACGGGUGGCUAUCAUGACGUGCGUGCUUCCAGGCUGAAGGCCACCAAAGCAGUAUUGGUCGCUCGGGAGGCUUUCGAAGCCAUCAAAGCCGAGAGCAAUGAGGUCAAGAGGAAAAUCGAGAAAAUGGAUCAGACCAUCACCAAAUCCAUGGGUGAGGUUCAGAUACUAGAGCAGCGGAAGAAUCAAGUCCACGGCAAUCAGAGACUCCUCAGACAAGAGAUCAAGAACAAGACGGACAUGCUUCAGCAUGCGAGAGAGGACUUGGAGUUGAAGCAGAAACAGGAGGCAGCCAUUGCUGCCAACGUCAAAAUCCUGACAGAUCAGCAAAAAGACUACGAGGCCGAGUUGGCGUCGGACUUUAAGAAAGCUCUGACACCGGCCGAAGAGGCGCAGCUCGAAGGCCUCACCGGAACCAUACAGAGUCUAAGGCGGGAUCACAACGAGCUGUCGGCGGCUAGAGCGGAGAUUGAAACCAGAAAGGCAGAUCUAGAGGUCAGACUGAACACCAGUCUCAAACCUCAACUUGCCAGUCUUGACGCAGAUGAAGUGGAGACCGAAGCCAAUGUCUCUGCCACGCUGCGAGCCAAGAGAGCUGAGCUGGACCGAUUAACGAAAGAGUUAAAGGUAAUCCAAGACAAUCUCAACGAUCUGGAGGAUCGGCUUGAAACAUCUGCCACGCAGGUGGCCGAGCUCGAAGCACAAGCAGCCGAGACGAAGCGGCAGCAGGAAGAGCUGGCCAAGGCAAUCGAACGACAUCAACGGCGGCUGGAGAAGGCGGUCCAGAAAAAGGCAGCGCUGCUCGCUGCCAAACAGGAGACGAUUGAGAAUAUCCGUGAGCUUGGGGCUAUUCCAGAGGACCUGCGCAAAAAAUACCAGUCGGCGGAUUCCAACGUGAUCGUCAAACGGCUGCAGAAAGCGAAAGAGACUCUGAAGAAAUACAGCUCCGUGAACAAGCACGCCUUUGAACAUUACCGCAAGUCGACCAAGCAGCGAGAAGAGUUGGAGGACAGGCGAAAAGAUCUCGAAGCUGCGAGAGGAGCCAUCCAGAACCUGAUCGAAGUCCUCGACCAGAGGAAGGACGAGGCCAUUCAGCGCACGUUCAAGCAAGUCAGCAAGGCCUUCUCCGAGAUCUUCCAGAAACUGGUCCCGGCGGGGCGAGGCAGAUUGAUUAUCCAGCGAAAGACGGACAAACGUUCGGCUGAGGAUGACGAAUCUGACGCCGAGCAUGAGCCGGUGAACAAGAAUGGAGUUGAAAACUACACUGGGAUCGGGAUCAGUGUCAGCUUCAACAGCAAGCACGAUGACCAGCAGCGCAUCCAGCAACUGAGUGGUGGGCAAAAGAGUCUUUGCAGUCUUGCCCUGAUAUUCGCCAUCCAAGCCACCGACCCGGCUCCGUUCUACAUCUUUGACGAGAUCGACGCCAAUCUGGACGCGCAGUACCGUACUGCGGUUGCAGAUCAUCUCUUGUAUCUUGCAAACCGAGCAGAGGAGGACCCAGCAGAUGGUGAUGAACGUCCACUAGGAGGACAGUUCAUCUGCACGACUUUCCGGCCGGAAAUGCUCAGGGUUGCCGACAAAUGCUUUGGCGUACGAUUCGCCAACAAUGUCAGCACGAUUCGGGAAGAGACGAAGGAUAAUGCCCUCGACUUUAUAGAGUCCCAGACGCAGUAG